AGCCAGUUCCGCCGUCGCGCGCCGGGCGGCUGCGCAGGCUCCGCAGCACCCCCAGCAGCGCAGACCUGCGGGAGGUUAGGGGUGUUAACGGCGGCGGGUGCCCGCUAUUGCGCAGGCGCCUCACGAAGGUCUGCGCCUGGUCGCGGGCCCUUCACGUCGCCCUCGCCCCGGAUACCCACGAUCCGGCGCCGGGUCCCGUAAGCGCCGGCUCCCGAGCGGCGGCGGCGGCGGCGGCGGCGGCGGCGGGAACCCUGAUCAUUCUCCUUCAACACGUUCAUUAUGAAGUUAUUAGUAAUACUUUUAUUUUCCGGACUUAUAACUGCUUGUAGAGGUAAUUCUUCCUACAGUUUGCCACCAAAGUUACUUUUGGUGUCCUUUGAUGGCUUCCGAGCUGACUAUCUACAGAACUAUGACUUUCCUCAUCUCCAGAAUUUUAUCAAAGAAGGUGUCUUGGUAGAGCAUGUUAAAAAUGUUUUCAUCACUAAAACAUUUCCAAACCACUACAGCAUUGUGACAGGCUUGUAUGAAGAAAGCCAUGGCAUUGUGGCCAAUUCCAUGUAUGAUGUAAUCACAGGGAAACAUUUUUCUGACAUGAAUUAUAAGGAUCCUUUUUGGUGGAAUGAGGCAGUACCGAUUUGGGUGACCAAUCAGCUUCAGGAAAAUAGAUCAAGUGCUGCUGCUAUGUGGCCGGGUACGGAUAUACCCAUCCGCAACACCACACCUUCCUAUUUUAUGAAUUACAACUCCUCGGUGUCAUUUGAGGAGAGACUAAAUAAUAUUACCACGUGGCUGAGCAAUUCAAGCCCACCAGUCACCUUUGCAACACUCUAUUGGGAAGAACCAGAUGCAAGUGGACAUAAAUACGGCCCCGAAGAUAAAGACAACAUGCGCAGAGUAUUGAAAGAAAUAGAUGACCUGAUUGGUGACCUGGUCCACAAACUCAAGAUGUUAGGCUUGUGGGAAAAUCUUAAUGUAAUCAUUACAAGUGAUCACGGGAUGACCCAGUGUUCUAAGGACAGACUGAUAAACUUGGAUCUCUGCAUCAAUCGUUCAGACUAUACUCUUAUAGAUUUGACCCCAGUUGCUGCGAUACUUCCCAAAAUAAAUAAAACAGAGGUUUAUAACAAACUGAAAAACUGUAGCUCUCACAUGAAUGUUUAUCUCAAAGAGGAUAUUCCUGCCAGAUUUUAUUACCAACAUAAUGAUCGAAUUCAGCCUGUUGUUCUGGUUGCAGAUGAAGGCUGGACAAUUGUGCUAAAUAAAUCAUCAUCAAAAUUAGGUGACCAUGGCUAUGAUAAUUCUUUGCCUAGUAUGCAUCCAUUUCUGGCUGCCCACGGUCCUGCAUUUCACAAAGGCUACAAGCACAACACGAUUAACAAUGUGGAUAUUUAUCCAAUGAUGUGCCACAUCCUGGGAUUAAAACCACAUCCCAAUAAUGGAACCUUUGGUCAUACUAAGUGUUUGUUAGUUGACCAAUGGUGCAUUAAACUGCCAGAAGCCAUUGGCAUUGUUAUCGGUGCACUCUUAGUCUUAACCAUUCUAACGUGCCUCAUGAUAAUCACGCAGAACAGACUGUCUGCACCACAACCAUUUUCUCGACUUCAGCUACAAGAUGAUGACGAUCCUUUAAUUGACUAACACAUGCGGGGGUUUAUACAAAGUAUCUUUGCUUAGUCACAAAACCAAGGAUAUACCCAAGGUGUGAUAACUGUGAAAAAGGAUACUUUGAAUGACAAAGACUUUAUACCAAGCAUGCUAAAAUUAUUGUUUUGUUUUUCCUUGCGUUUUGUUUUGGUGCAUUGUUAGGUAAUACAAAAACGAAGAAGGAAAAAAAACACCCUGACUAUAGUAAAAAUUGCUAGUAAAUCAUUAGUCAACACCAACUAUUUCUCUACCUAGAAACAUUUUUUAAGAAAAAUACUGCCUGUCUUUUUUUCUUUUUGCAAUGAAGAUUUAACACAUCUCUAGAUGAAAAUAUGCCACAAUUUAGUAAGCAUGCCUUUCUAAUAAAUUUUUAUAUUUGUAAAUGAAACAA
Rhinolophus ferrumequinum (greater horseshoe bat) is the source of this 2035-nucleotide messenger RNA. It is a transcript of the gene ENPP4, whose product is annotated as ectonucleotide pyrophosphatase/phosphodiesterase 4. Lineage: Eukaryota; Metazoa; Chordata; Mammalia; Chiroptera; Rhinolophidae. The record is from RefSeq and is a predicted model, not a curated record. The coding region runs from base 280 to 1638 and encodes 452 amino acids. The transcript has 4 exons.